AUGACUUCUAUUGAAAAGCCCCCGCAGAGCGUGGGGGCCGCCGAGACCACGAUCGCAUCGAGUGUCGAGGAUAAGCACAAGCAGGACGCCGCACAGAUCUCUCCGGUGCCGGAGCGCCAGAAAUGGUACGAAUGGUUUGCGCCGACAGAUACCCCGGCCGAGCGACGCCUGAUUCUCAAGCUGGAUGGCUUGAUUAUCGUGUUUGUGUUCUUGGCGUACUGGGCGAAGGUGUUGGAUUCGUCGGCGACGAGCACGGCGUACGUGAGUGGGAUGAAGGAGGAUCUGAAACUCUAUGGGAAUCAGUUGAAUUAUCUGAAUACGGUAUACAUGGUCGGAUUCAUUACGAUGCAAAUUCCCUUGACACUUGUGAUGACACGAUGCCCGGUGAACUACUUCCUACCAGCAGCUGAUCUAUUCUGGGGCGUGUUCACUCUGGCGCAGUACAAAGCUAGCAAUGUGAACCAGUUGUAUGCCCUGCGCUUCUUUGUGGGAGCUCUCGGUGGUUUCUUCUUCCCGGCAGUGCAAUGGUACCUAGGCAGCUGGUACAAGCGCUCAGAGCUGUCUCGCAGAGGGGCCAUCUUCUUCAUUGCCAGCCAGGUCGGCAACAUGAGCUCCGGAUAUAUCCAAGCGGGUGCCUACGCUCGCCUUGAUGGCCAAUAUGGAAUUGAGGGAUGGAGAUGGCUGUACAUCAUCUGUUUUGCUUGUACUAUCCCCAUUGCCUUCAUGGGCUUCUGUCUUCUACCAAGCACCCCCGACAAGUGUCGCUCCCGCUUUCUGACCGAAGACGAGAUCCGUCUCGCGCAGGAACGCAUGGCAUCUGAACAUCGGGAGGCCCGCCAACCAUUCACCAUGCCGAAAAUACUCAAAAUCCUCAAAGGAUGGCGGCUGUGGGUGCUCGUUGCAUUCGCCUUGUUCUUCUCCCAGGCCGACGGUGUAUACUCGAACAGCGGUCUAUCACUGUGGCUGAAAGCCGAAGGCUAUUCAGUCGGGAGCAUCAACACUAUCAACACUGUUUCACCGGCAGUAACAAUCGUCGCCUCGGUGAUUUGCGCCGUGCUCUCGGACGUGUACAACGCUAAAGCAAGCCUGAUCGCAACCACAGCUCUACUCAACAUUUUCGCUUGCAUAGUCCUUGCCAUCUGGAAUGUCCCCGUGGGCCUCAAGUUCUUCGCAUUUUUCCUCUCUGGAACAGCUGACGGUAUCGCGGCUAUCAUCUAUGCGUGGGCCAAUGAAAUCUGCGCGCAUAGUGCGGAGGAGCGUGCGGUUGUGAUCAGUGCCAUGAACACGAUCGGCAAUACAUUUGGAGCUUGGAUUCCCCUUUUUGUCUGGAAGACUGUUGAUGCACCACGAUAUCUCAUCGGGUACAAUUGGACAAUUGCGCUUGAUGUCUGCAUGUUGCUUAUGCUGGUAGUGUUGCAGCAUUUUUGGACCCGUGAGCAAAAUUUUACCAGGGGCUAG
Penicillium argentinense is the source of this 1458-nucleotide messenger RNA. RefSeq lists its product as uncharacterized. The coding region runs from base 1 to 1458 and encodes 485 amino acids. Gene Ontology annotation, cellular component: membrane. The record is from RefSeq and is a predicted model, not a curated record. Gene Ontology annotation, molecular function: transmembrane transporter activity. The transcript has 5 exons. NCBI's taxonomy places the organism in Eukaryota, Fungi, Ascomycota, Eurotiomycetes, Eurotiales, Aspergillaceae. Gene Ontology annotation, biological process: transmembrane transport.